GUGCCUGACGAUUCCAUUCCUGGUAUAGAUAGACACGUGCGUCGUGGGGGCUGCCUCCAGACCACUGGAUUUUUUUUACGAGGAACCGCACCGAUCGGGAGCUAGCUACCGGGGGCUGAUCAUGAAUUCCCCCGCAGGACUUUCCCCAACCCUGUGGCUGUGUGUGGCAGUUGUCUCGGUCUUUCUCUACCCUGCUGAAGUCGUGUGCCAGACCCACCAAUGGAAGAACAGAUACUCAUCCUGUACAAAGCAGUGCGGUGAAGGUAUCCAGACUCUACAGAAGUAUUGUUUUACCACGGAGCAGAUCCCCAAGCCAGCCCUGGAGUCCUUCUGUAGUGGCAUUCCCAUCCGAGAGAAGGACGUCAUCUCCUGCAAUACGUUCCCCUGUGGCACCUGUGAACGGACCUACACCAGCCCAAGCGGAACCAUCACUUCGCCCCAUUACCCGGACAAGUUUUCGAUACCGCGGUACUGCCGGUUGUUCAUCACCCUACCCCCUGAUAACCGGGUCCUGCUGGGUUUCUCUGAGUUUGUUCUGGAGGGAUUGAAUUUGGCUGCCUUUUCGGACUUGGAGGAGAGUACCGUUUGCCUGUGUGGUACGCUAGUGCAGAUUACCGACCAGGAGCAAAAUGGACUGACAGAAGAUGCUACUGAGACGAGAGAAGCUGGGGCUAUCCUUGAGGGCUGGAUGACUCCUGACUCCUUGGCUAUGGAGAUGCUCCUCACAGAGUACAGGCAAUCAUUACUGCUCCUCCAGUGA
Molecule: messenger RNA, 760 nt
Organism: Patiria miniata (bat star)
Lineage: Eukaryota; Metazoa; Echinodermata; Asteroidea; Valvatida; Asterinidae
Exons: 6
Coding region: 122-760 (212 amino acids)
Source: RefSeq, a predicted model, not a curated record